This is a messenger RNA of Ceratitis capitata (Mediterranean fruit fly), 804 nucleotides long. RefSeq names its product glycine-rich RNA-binding protein 5, mitochondrial-like. Lineage: Eukaryota; Metazoa; Arthropoda; Insecta; Diptera; Tephritidae. The coding region runs from base 1 to 804 and encodes 267 amino acids. The transcript has a single exon. The record is from RefSeq and is a predicted model, not a curated record.
AUGGGCUGUCGUUACACUUCCGCUGACAAAUUGGGCUACAACUAUCGUCCAGUAGGGCACUCCGAUUCAGGACUUUCCUUUGCACCCGGCAGUGGAUCCGGUGGAUUCGGUGGACUUGGCGGACUUGGAGGAAUCGGCGAUAGCGGUUUAGGUGGAUUGGGAGGUAGUGGCAGCUUUGGCGGUCCAGAUGGAAGUGGUGGUGUCGGUGGCUUCGGAAGCAGUGGUCUUGGCGGCUCAGAUGGUGGUCUUGGAGGACUUGGUGGUUCAGGCGAUAUUGGCAACAGCGGUAGUGUUGGACCUUCUUACUCAGCACCAGCAGAAUUCGACAAGGAAUUCUUUACAUAUACCGCUUCCGAACAAGAAUUUGAUGACGGUGAUGCAGGUCAACAAGUUGCCAACUCCCUGAAAAAGAAUCUCCGUGUCAUCUUCAUCAAGGGACCUGAAAAUAGCGGACUCGAGAACGCUGCUCUCCAAUUGGCUAAACAUGCUGGGGAAGACCGCACCGCGAUCUAUGUUUUGCAGAAACAAAGCGAUAUUGGCGAUUUGGCUAAGAAACUUAACUCCAUCCAAGGUCAGAGCAGCCACAAGCCCGAAGUACAUUUCGUCAAAUACCGUACACCUGAAGAUGCCGCCGAUGCCCAACGUGCUAUCCAAUCUCAAUACGAUCAAUUGGGUGGUAACUCUCAAGCUCAUGAUGGUGGUGUUGCUCCAGUACACAACUUUGCCUCUCAAGCUCCAGUUGCUGCACCACAAGUGAACGCUCCUCGCAACUCUUACUUGCCUUCUUCCAUUAUUCGCGUUUAA